Zeugodacus cucurbitae (melon fly) is the source of this 8505-nucleotide messenger RNA. RefSeq lists its product as uncharacterized. Bases 72 to 6662 code for a protein of 2196 amino acids. The record is from RefSeq and is a predicted model, not a curated record. Lineage: Eukaryota; Metazoa; Arthropoda; Insecta; Diptera; Tephritidae. The transcript has a single exon.
UGGCAGUUAAUUUGAAAAUAGACUAGAAGAAAAUUUUCAAUUUUUCAAACGUAAAAUUAUAAAUGUGAAUAAUGUCGCGACGGCUCUUGACGUUUAAUGGGUCAAACUAUGAAAGCUGGUAUUUACCACAAUCAGUGACCACAAACGCUUUCGGAGAAGGCAAAAUAAGACGUCAAAAGGGCGGCGGUCGAAGAUGUUAUGACGAUGAUGUGAAGACGCACAGAAAUUGUCGCGGCAGGAACAGGCAUUUCUACCAUCGGACAUGGUACGCAAAUAACAGUGAUAGUGAUAGAGCUGCAGAAACAGCCAGCGACUCCGAGAUUACCGUUAUGACAAGCAGCAGUAAAAGCAGAGAGCGGCAACGAAAGCAUAGUCGUAGGCGACGAACAUACGAUGACACGGUAUACAAAGCCGAUGAUGAAUGCGAUCACAUGAGGAGAAAAAAUGCGACGGACACGAAAAAUUGUAAGCGAGCUUCGAAGGAGCUCCCAUUAAUGGCUACAACGACAAUAAGAUCACAAGCGGGGCAAAGUGGGAAUUACAUGGAACAGAACGCAGCAACUAAAAAUAUGCCUGCGAAAGACCCAGCUAUUGAUGAAACCGCUGGCACUACAAAGGAAAUGCUACGAUUUAUGGAUACGCUGUAUCGAAGUUUGGGGAAUGUGCAAGAUGAGAAGGCAGCUAAUAAUAUGGCACAGACACGAGCGGGCAAAGCAACAAAACUGCCACAAAUAUUAGAAAAUACGAGCCUCACGUAUCAAAACGAGCAAAUCGGCAGAGAUGUGCCACAGAACUCGUUUAAUUAUGAACAAAAUUAUGAACACUUUGACAUGCAGUUGCCACAGCAAAUAGUCGAUCAAACGCAUAUAUCCCACGUACCCACGCAAAACCCUUGUUAUGCGACUUGUAAUAAGAAUUCGGUGUGCUCACAAAAUGCGACAACUUGCAAACAACAAUGUCUUCAAAGACCGCAAUGUGCGCCAACAGCAACACAGCCACAGAGAUUUCCACCAAGUGUCAAUACACCAAUGCCACAGCCGUGCGUUCCAGCGCCAGAGAUGCGCUCCAACUGUCAACCUACGCGUUGUAUACCACAACGUUGUGCGUUUCCGGAAUAUUUGUCCACCCGCUACUCACCAUCUACGCCACAAGCGCUACAUUCAUCGUUGCCGCAAGUGUGUAUGCCAGGACCAAACACACAACCGAUGGUAUGCACUGGACCGCCAUCAGCCGUACCAACACAAGCCUCGAUACAAACUCUACCACCAGGAAUGUAUAAGUCUUAUGUCGAAGAAUAUGUGCUCUCGCGCCAGCAGCAGCAAGCGGCGCAUCAAGGGAUAGUGACUAGAGAAUCUCUUGAAAAGGCGACCCCGCUUGUUGGAGCGCCAUCACAUUUUAAUACAAAUCACACUGAUUUUAGUUUUCGCAGGAACUCACGGGAUCAAUCCUAUCGGACAAGUCGUCAAAGCACGGAAGAAAAUGUGCACAGCCUUGUGAGAGAGCCACACCAUUUAAAUAAGAAACUGAAGCCAGGUACUGCAAGCGAAAACUUUGAUUUAUACGCAGAUUCCUUAAACAAACAUAGUGCGAAAGUAAGAAAUUCAGCGGGAGAAACCGUGAAUUCAAAUGGAAAUAUACAGACUUACAAUUCUAAUGUAAUCAAUGUCGACGAGUUGAUUGAGAGAAACGCAGACGUGGAAAGCAAAACGAACGGAAGUAGAGCAAGUGAACAAGAGGAAACGGAGCGUAGAAAUAGUAAAACGCUGCAACACGACGCAAGCCGCGAAAGUAGAGGAAGCGCGCAAAUAAAAGGGAGCCGCGAAAGUAGAGGGAUACCGCAAAUGAAAGGGAGCCACGAAAGUAGAGAGAGCGCGCAAAUGAAAGCGAGCCACGAAAGUAGAGGGAGCGCGCAAAUAAAAGGGAGCCGCGAAAGUAGAGAGAUCCCGCAAAUGAAAGGGAGCCACGACAGUAGACAGAGCGCGCAAAUAAAAGGAAGUCGCGAUAGUAGAGGAAGUGAGCAAAUGAGUGGGAGCCGCGAAAGUAGAGAGAGCGCGCUAAUAAAAGGGAGUCGCGAUAGCAGAAAUCACCAGCAAGAGGAAGAUAGUCGCAUGGGUAGAAAAAACGAACCAGAGAAAGUUGAUCGCGAAGGCAGAAGAAAUGAGAAAGUUGGAGCUCAUAGAGAAUCUAAAACGAACGGGGAAAGUAAGUACAAGAAAAAACGCGACAGCAACUCCGAAUCUAAUACCGAAACGGGUAUAGAAAACAAAAUGCUGAAAAUAACUGCGAGCAACUUUAAGAAGAACAGCGAGGAAAAAGAAUUGGCGGACAGAGAGCGCAAAGGUGGCGCGAAUUCAAUUAGUAGCUGUGACAGCGAUUAUUUACGUGAAUGCUUACGCAGAAAAUGCGAAAAGCAUAAAAACAAAAAAAGAAACCAACGUCACAGGGAUUCUUUUAGUGGCAGCGAUAGUGAAGAAACCUCUAAUGGCUACUCGGGAUACAGCAGUUACAGCAGAAGAGACGCGCGACGCAAGCACCAUACAAAGUACAUGCCUAUGGCUAGCGAGAGUGACGAUGAUAUGGACUAUAGUUUAAGUAGAACUUCGUGCAAAGAACUGAAAAAGUGUUGUAGUCGCAUAGUAGCGAUUUGUCGCAUGGCUAGAGAUACAGCCGGCACACAAACGGAGCAAUGGGAUGAUGGCGUGUCGCUGCGUCCGCAGAAGUCCAACAAAUUGGUGGACUGUUUACCCAAGAGCAUUGCAGAUGGCUUAGCCGCGGCGAAUCCCAGAGUUAUGCAGCAAAUUAUGCAGCUAAACCGAGAUAGAAGAAAGUGUAGAGUUUGCGCCUGUGGUGUGCUGGACGAUACGGGUGCGCCGGUCGUGAAGGACGAUAUGAUUAUAUUGAAAUUUGACGAGAACGAGCCCAAGUUACCCACACGAGCGUGCAUGGAACGUAGAUCGCACUGCACAUGCAAUUGCGACUGCAAAUUGUCGGAUACGGAAUCGGAAAUCAUAAGAGAGAUAAUAAGGAAAAAGCGUUUGCGAGAGAAAGCCAAUCGUAUAUGUGCGUUAACACAGAACAAAUAUGAUGCAUGUGAUUGUCAUUCGGCUUGUGCCUUCGUGGAUGACGACGAUGAACGCGAAUUUAUCGAGAAGUUGCUUAGAAGGCAACGCAUGAAUCGCGAACGAGAGAGAGACAGAACGCAAGGACAAAAUACCAAUGAAGAUUGCGCAUGCGAUUGUGUAUGCGAUUGCGCUUCGAAAGCUAAGGAGCUGGCCGUAGAGAUUAUGCAUGAGAUGGUGAAAAGUCACAUACAAAAAAUUGUCACUGACGAAUUACAGCAUAAAACACGUUCACCGCGUGAACCUGAGAAUGCUUCUGUAAACUCUAGUGAGACUAUGACUAGUAAUGAGCAAGUGAGUGAAGAAAGCAUUAGAAGUAAACCUCGAGCCGGUGUUUGCACUUGCUGCGAUUGUGCCAAUAGGCCAAAAGUCAGAUCUCAGCCAGAGAUUGUCAAACAAAAAUCUGGUGUAUGCACUUGCGAUUCAUGUGGGAGCUCAUUAGCAGCCACUAAAGUUAGGAAAGCGACACCACAAAGAUACGGAUGCACUUGCAAAGCAGAUGAAACGGUGGUAGCUAAAAAUAAGAAAACUGCACCACAACUCCCAACGCUCAAUCCUAAAACAGAGAGAAUUAAACCGAAAGACAGUCCAAGAGCGCCUUCUAAAGUUGAAAAAAAGAAACCGCAGACAUUGGAAUGUACUUGUACUUGCAAUUCAGACAACAGUCGUAGAGCAUCUGCUAAAAGUGAGAGAAUUAAACCACAGACCUUUAAAUGCAUUUGUACUUGCGAUCCAGAUGAUAGUCCCAGAGCAUCAGCUAAAAUUGAGAGAACGAAACCACAGAUCUUUGAAUGCACUUGUGAGUCAGACGACAGUGAAACAGUGACACCUGAAAGUGAGAGAAUUAUAUCACGAUCUGUUGUGUGCACCUGCGACUCCGACGAAAUCCCAAUAGUGACCACUAAAAGUGAGAUAAUGAAGCCAAGAAUGUUUGAUUGCACCUGUGAUUCCGAAAGCCGAACAGUGACGCAAACAUUCACGAGAACAAUAGAACUAUUAAGUGGGGGCGCGACAAAAAACGAAAUGGCCGGCAUGAAAAGACAAAGCAAUGACAGCUCAGAACAGCCAAAAACGAAGAGGACGUCCGCUAAGACGCAUGGUAAAAAUAGUAAGCGUAGCAGUAAGUCAGCCGAAGACAACGAAGACGAUUAUAUAACAGUGAGACAAAAAAAUAAGGCAACAGAACGUAAAAGUGAUGCAAGUUCGAAGGGUGCAGUAAGAAAAAGUGGACAAGAGAGCAGAAGGAGUACGCUGGCGACGGCACAAGAGAGUAGAAGGAGUACGAUGGAAGCCCAACCAGAGAGUAGAAAGAGUACGCUGAAACCGCAACCGGAGAAUAGAUGGAGUUCGCUGGCAACGCCACAAGAGAGUAGAAGCAGUUCUCUGGCAACGCAACCAGAGCAUAGAAGGAGUUCGCUGGCAACCCAACGAGAGAGUUACAGCGAUAAGAAUACAAUGGAUCAGCAAGUUAACAGCGACAGCAGCUCCGGUGAGCGAGAUGAUAUAUUGUCAAUAAAAAACAGCGCUGACGAAGAGUUUGUGCCACCCAGCUACUAUAAAGACCAAAUGAUUGCACAGAGUAAAGUUACGGUUAGGUCGUAUCAACCAGGACCAACCAAACCAACAGACGAUGAGCUUAAAAGGUGUAGGGCUGAUUGCGCUUGUAGAGAGACGCCUAAAAUAGAAGCCGUAGAAGGGAAAGAGCAUGAGCAACAGGUCAAGGCACAACCAAGAUCCAUUAAAACAAUCAAAGCAAAGAAAGACAUCGAACGUGUCUUCAACGACAUACAGGAGUAUGCUUUGAGUAACGCUAGGAAUAUGGAGCGUACAAUGGUACCUGAAUACAAACUCAGCGACGAAGACGAUUCACUAAGAGCUGACAGCGUUCAGGAAUCAAUACAAAAAUUCAUUGACAUAAAAGCAAGCAAGAAAGCGCAGGCUAGUUGUACCGUAACGGGUUAUCCGAAGAUAAACAAAAAUGCAGAACGCAAUACACAAGCAAGUUUAGAGAGUGAAGCGCAAAACUUUGAUUCUGAUAAGCUUAUGGAACAAAGAGCGGCACUUUGCGACGAACUGACCAUGAACAAGCUGCUGCCACAACACUCCCUGAGAACAUUGCUUACCAAACUCUCCAGUCCAGACGGCAAACUCAACGCCACAUAUGAAUUCAAUCCACAGGCUAAGGAGAGCUUGCGUUUAGCAAAAAUUAAUGCAAGUAAAAUGUUGAAUAUGUCAAGUGCCAUUAAGCGUAAACUUAGUCCCACUACAGUAAUGGCGCAAUCUUUGCGUAUGUCGGGUAAACAGUCGAAACCUGACUCAGUUGCUACAAACCUUGUUAGUGAAACGAGACAAUUGAAACCGCCAAACAACACGCCAUCUUUAGUUAAGAGCCAUGGGCUGAGCGCGGAGGAAAGCUUGUCUCAACAACAACAGCACAACACAGCGACGGUGAUAAAUCGUCGAGACGGCUUAAGUAAUAAAUUUGCAAGGAAAUCUCUCAUACCUUUGCCCGUAAAUAGCAACACUUGGCGCGCUGUGAAACAAGCGAAAUCAGUCUCAAAGCGCUCGAGCGCGGAGGAGCGCGCAAAUACGCGACCGCUUAUAGACCAAACGAGCGAUUCUAAUCACCAGAUUACACGACUGUGGCCUGAACAAGCUGUCACAGCAGUACAAUGCCUCAAACAUGAGAAUGAGCAGGCGCAAAUUCAAAACACAGCCAACGGCGCGAUCGAAGGCUUACUGGGUGCCAAACAACUUACCAAAUCUCAGUCUAACAUAGAGCUCAGUUACGGCUUGAGUUACAGUACGACACGUCCGCGUUUGGAAAGCGGCAGGAAUAAAGAAUUAUCGAAACUUUCGAGUCAAGAGUCCAGUAGCUCUGCUGUACCCACGCAAAGAUCGAAAAAUACUAAAGAAACUUUAGGCAACACAAAAACCGUGAAUCCGCAAUUCAAAAUGGUAAAUAUACUGUCCGCCGCCAAUCAUUGUCCCACUAGUUCUAGUGGUCUCUCCAGUGAAUCCUGCCAAACGAAUGGCUCACAGGCUCAAAACGAACAGCGCUGUGCACGUUGUAGAGCUUUUUAUAGGAAAACAGGCGACCACCGUAAUUUGCCAGAGUUACAGGGGCACAUGAAUAGGACUCUAAAUGUGCCACAACCGCGUACUAAUCCAGCAUUUCUUCCAGCAACGAUACACGCCACACCCAAGCAACGCCGCCACGCGGAACGCUACAGUAUAACGGAUGAUGAGCAAACGGAUUCGGACAUAGAAUGCAUUACGGUGGAGUAUAGCGGCAGCGAAGGUGACACCUACGCGCAAUAUCAGGAAGAGUUGCAACGAAAGCAGCAAUUAUGGCGCAAAGGCACUGUUAAGGAGGCGCUUGAAGUUGAGGAACGUGAGGAGCGCGCUAGAAAUUUGCAGCGCACCACAUUAACCGGUGAAUGCCUGGAACGCGCCAUACACUAUCCGACGCGCGUCUGGAACGAGGAGCGCAGACAGCUGAAUUUACAGCGCAAUGGUGCUGGCCUCUUUGCACCGCUUUAAAUAUAAUUUUUUUGAUUCCUUGCUUAAAAAAUUCUUUCGGGAAGUUCCUAAUGUAAUGCGUAGAAACUGCCUUUCUUCUACAUAUGCUCGAAAUUUGUUAUUGUUAUGUGCGACUUGUGGAACGAGACAGUUUUUAAGUAGUGCAAAUUUUCGCAAUGAAGACUGGCCGGAAUUUAGACGUUUCAUAAAAAUUUUGCAAGUCCACAUCACAGUAACCUAUACUAGCAUAUUAAACAGUUCACAUAUUUGUAAUUAUGCGUUUGAAAAUAUACAAUAAAAUAUUUUUACUCGUACGUACUCUUUAUCUCAUCUGAAUUGGGAAGUCAGUCCUAAGGUAAAGCAAGAAAUUCAACGAUCCCACAUAACUUUCUCAUGAACUCUUCAAAGGUUAAGGCAUUUGCGACGGAAAAAAUCUUAUAUAGAGGUCCUAAAUCGUUAAUAUUUCCUUUAAGGUAAGUCUAGAACACAAGAUCUUAUGAAUCUUGUAAGUAUUUUUUGCGAAGAAUUCUUAUGAACACCUCAAGGGUUUAGGCAUACGAGACGGAAAAAUUCUUAAAGAGAGUAAAUCGUGGAUCUUUCCUUUCAGUUAAGUCUAGGGCAUAAGGCACUAGAUCUUACGAACCUUAAAACUAUGUUUUGAGAAAACUUAUCUUGAACAAUACAAGGGUUAAGGCAUUAGUGACGGAGAAAAUCUUUCAGAGAGGUACUAAAUCGUUGGUCUUUCAUUUAAGGUAAGACCUUAAGAACUUUAAAAGUAAAUUUUGAUAAGAUUUCCCUUGAACCAUUCAAGGGUUAAGUUAUUCGUCACAGAGAAAAUCUUAAAGAGAUCCUAAAUCGUAGAUCUUUCAUUUAAGAAAAGUCUAGAACCAACUGGAUGGAUGUCAUUCAACGAAUCGUUCAUAACUGUAAACACGAGACCUUACGAACCGUGGAAGUAAAUUUUGAAAAGAUUUACUUUCGCCGCAUGCUGUGUAAACUGCUUAAACGACAAACGAUCUCUGGCUACACUUACAAUAUUUGUUUACAGACGAUAUUUGAUUCUCGUCUUCACCUUACAAAAAGUUCUCAAAAAAAAAAAAUUCAAGGAAAUUCAACAUAAAAAAUAAAAACUUAGUAAAAACAUUAAAAAAAACGCGUAAAAUUCAAACGUAAGUUUUUGCUAAAACUUCAUUCCACACAGAACUGCGAUAUCUGCGCGUUCCAAGAAGAGUUACCAAAGCUUGAAUUGUCAUAAAAUUUUCAUAAAUUUCAUUCAUUUAUUUUUUGGCUACAGAAAAGAAGCAUUGAAAGACACAUUGUGGGCCUGUAACUUUCCAAAAAAAAAUGGAGUAUUUGCCAAUUUUCAGCGGCAGUUUACCCAAAUGCGCAAAUAACAAUCAACCGACAGCUAAUAGUACGGUGCAGAACAGAGAAAUGUUUUGGCGCAAUAAGAAUAAGCUGCAGCGAGCCUUGUCCGUCGUCGAAAUGGAAUAUUACCGUAACGCCAGUAGCGCCAUCUUUUUGCCACGCAAUUUAAGCGCUGCGGAUAUGUUCAAACAGGAACCCACCACCAAGAUCUUACCGGCUUUCAUGUUUCGAAAUUCAAGCCUAACGAAGAAGAAACCACAACGCCGCCGAAAACGUAGAUUUUUCGUUUAAGAAAUGUCCAAUUCGAAAGGCAAGGGAAACACGCCCACAUGGAAAGCGGUCAAAUUAGCAGGCAAAAUUUUGAUGAUUCUUGUUUAAAAUAUUUGAAAAUAGCUCAAAAUUCGCAUAACUGUUUAACGCAACCGCUUUCAAAAACGCGCACAGUUGAGAGAACUGUGUUUUAGCCAAAAAAUAAAUUAAUGUUAGAAAUUUGAAA